UCAGACUUUCUUUCGGCCCGCACUAGCUCAUUUCAACGAGAAGAAAUAUAAAAAGAAGGGUGUGCGUUGCUUUCUCUCUUUCAACUUCAUCACCUAGCCCUCAUUCUACCCUCACAACAUGGUUGGCAAAAAAGAAUACAAAAUCGUCGUCUUGGCCGGUGAUGGUAUCGGACCAGAAAUCACAAAUGAAGCUGUUAGGGUGUUAAUGUUAAUCUCUCAAAAAUCAAAAGAUUUCGAAUUCAAACUUCAACCAGAAUUAUUCGGUGGUUCAGCAAUUGACGUUCAUGGUAAACCACUUCCUGAACAAACUUUGAAAGCAUGUGAAGAAGCAGAUGCAAUGCUUUUGGGUGCAGUUGGUGGACCAAAAUGGGGAGUCGCAAAAAUUCGUCCUGAACAAGGUUUAUUGGACUUACGUGUUCAUUUUGAUUUAUAUGCAAACGUUCGUCCUGCUUUGUUCCCUUCUCAAUCUUUGGUCGCUCAUUCUCCUCUCAAGCCAGAAAUUGCAACGGGAACUGACAUCAUCGUCGUUCGUGAAUUGGUCAAAGGCUUGUAUUAUGGAAAACGUCAAGAAGCUGAUUUGGACACCCCUAACAGUACAGGAGAGUCAUUCGAUACAUUGGUCUACAACAAAUCAGACGUUGAACGCAUCACCCGUUUGGCAGCUUAUUUGGCCAUGCAAAGCGACCCACCAAAGAAGUUGCACUCUAUCGACAAAGCAAACGUUUUGGCAACCAGUCGUUUAUGGCGUCGUGUUGUGACUGAAACGGUUGACAAAGAAUUCAAGAAGGACGGUAUUGAAGUUGAUCACAUGCUCGUCGAUUCAGCAGCAAUGGUAAUGGUUUCUAAUCCACGUAAAUUGAACGGUGUCAUCUUGACAGAAAAUAUGUUUGGUGAUAUCUUGUCCGAUGAAUCUUCCGUUAUUCCAGGUUCUUUGGGCUUGUUGCCUUCUGCUUCUUUGGCCGGUUUGCCAGAUGGAAAAUCGAAAUGUUUCGGUUUGUACGAACCCAUUCAUGGUUCUGCCCCUGAUAUUGCUGGACAAGGAAUUGCAAACCCAAUCGGAACAAUUCUCUCGGCCGCUUUGAUGUUGCGUUGGUCUUUGGGCUUGCCUCGUGAAGCUCAAGCAAUCGAAGAUGCCGUUCGUAAAGUGUUGGAUACUGAAGAUAUGGGUGGUUUCGGCAUCCGUACAAAAGAUUUGGGCGGUGAAGCUUCUACAAACGAAGUUGCUUCCAAGAUUUUGGCCGUUCUCGAAACUCUUCUCUAAUUCUCUCAAAAGAAAAAUGCUCCAAUUUCACAUACCAUUGUACAUCAUUCCGAUUCAUGACGAUGUUUAGACAUCUUUCGAGAUCAAUAUAAUCCAUUUAUGUACGAUCCUCAUAAGGGGCGUGAGAAAAGAAAAAGUGUUGUGAUACAAAUAGAAGAAAGAAGC
Meira miltonrushii is the source of this 1426-nucleotide messenger RNA. RefSeq names its product 3-isopropylmalate dehydrogenase. The record is from RefSeq and is a predicted model, not a curated record. The transcript has a single exon. Bases 119 to 1261 code for a protein of 380 amino acids. Gene Ontology annotation, cellular component: cytosol. Gene Ontology annotation, biological process: L-leucine biosynthetic process. Lineage: Eukaryota; Fungi; Basidiomycota; Exobasidiomycetes; Exobasidiales; Brachybasidiaceae. Gene Ontology annotation, molecular function: 3-isopropylmalate dehydrogenase activity; magnesium ion binding; NAD binding.